Molecule: messenger RNA, 1893 nt
Organism: Malania oleifera
Lineage: Eukaryota; Viridiplantae; Streptophyta; Magnoliopsida; Santalales; Ximeniaceae
Product: nicotianamine aminotransferase 1-like
Exons: 7
Coding region: 250-1506 (418 amino acids)
Biological process (GO): biosynthetic process; amino acid metabolic process
Molecular function (GO): pyridoxal phosphate binding; transaminase activity
Source: RefSeq, a predicted model, not a curated record
ACGUGACUUACGUUUCCCCAUAUGGUUUGGCAGUUUCCCUUUUCCUUUUUUUUUUUGGUUAUGCCGGGUGUUUGGCGCCCUCGGCUCGUCCAGCGGCCAGUGCUUUUAGCCACUCAUUUCAAGCAUGCACCGUAAUCUACAGCCUCGCAGCGUCUGCCAUUGUUGCGCCUCAAAAACCCAUCGUUGCGCCUCAAAAACUCCAGACCAGAGCCACCGGAAAGGCCAUUGAAGAAGAAACGGGCAGACGAGAUGGAGAACUGGUCGAAGAAAUGCGGUUUCCGAACGAACAAGGAGCUGAACAGGGCAGCAGGGGUCUCCAUCAGAAGCGUCCUCAACAUGUUAAUGGAGAAUCUUGACGGAGCAGAUAGCCGACCGAUUGUUCCUCUCGGCCACGGCGACCCCUCGGCGUUCCCCUGCUUUCGAACUACUCACGUAGCCGAAGACGCCGUCGUCGACGCCGUUCGCUCUGCUAAGUACAACUCUUACGCUCCGACUGUUGGCAUUCUUCCCGCUAGGAGCGCUAUUGCAGAAUAUCUUUCUCGUGAUCUUGCAUACAAAUUAUCGCCAGAUGACAUAUAUGUCACUACUGGUUGCACACAAGCAAUUGAAGUGGUGCUGGCAGUGCUUGCUAGUCCAGGCGCCAAUAUUCUGCUUCCAAGGCCGGGCUUCCCAUAUUAUGAAGCUCGCACAGCUUAUAACAACCUUGAAGUUCGUCAUUUUGAUCUUAUCCCAGAAAAAAGUUGGGAAGUUGAUCUUAAUGCUGUUGAAGCACUUGCAGAUGAGAACACUGUUGCAAUGGUUAUAAUAAACCCAAGCAAUCCUUGUGGGAAUGUCUUUACAUACCAGCAUCUGAAAAAGGUAGCAGAGACUGCAAGAAGGCUUGGAAUUCUAGUUGUUGCUGAUGAAGUUUAUGACCACAUUGCUUUUGGGAGCAAUCCUUUUGUGCCAAUGGGCGUGUUUGGGUCCAUUGUGCCAGUUCUCACACUUGGUUCUAUGUCAAAGAGAUGGGUUGUUCCUGGUUGGCGCCUUGGUUGGUUAGCAACAUGUGAUCCCAAUGGCAUCCUCAAAAACUCUGGGAUUGUCAAGAGUAUUAAAGACUAUCUUGAUAUCUCUGUGGACCCUGCAACCUUCAUUCAGGGGGCAGUUCCUCAAAUUCUUGAGAUGACACAGGAAGAUUUCUUUUCGAAAAUUAUUGCUUUACUAAGGGAGGAUUCAGAUAUCUGUUAUGAUAGGAUCCAGGAAAUCCCUUGCAUCACUUGCCCGCACAAACCAGAAGGAUCCAUGUUUGUUAUGGUGAAGUUAAACCUUUCGCUACUAGAAGACAUCAAUGAUGAUAUGAAUUUCUGUCUUAAGUUGGCUAAGGAGGAAUCUGUGAUUGUUAUGCCUGGAUGUGCUAUGGGAAUGAAGAAUUGGCUUCGAAUAACUUUUGCCAUUGAGCCAUCAUCUCUUAAAGAGGGACUUGAGAGGAUAAAGUCCUUCUACCAAAGGCAUGCCAAGAGGCAGUAAGACCUAUUCUUCAUUCAAAUAAAAGAAGCAUGUGGUGGCGAUCAAGAUUCAAGACUGCACAUUGAUCUCACAGUUCUGUGUUGGAAUAACAAGAUGGUGAUCAACAACUGCACGUUGAUCUCAAAGUCCUUGUGUUGGAAUAAUGAGAUGGUGAUCAACAAAUGUACGUUGAUCCGAAAGUUCUUUGUUGGAAUGAUAAGAUGGUGAUCAACAACUGCUCGUUGAUCUCGAAGUUAUUGUGUUGGAUAACAAUGUGUUUGUUCGUCCAUGGUUGGACAUUUUAUUUGAAUUACUGGCAUAGUUCUUAAGAUCUUACUUGGUUUUCUUCCUUGGUUCCUGUAAUGUUGGUAAAAUAAAUAUGCAUAUAUCCAUGAUUUCUUUUAGUAA